AUGGCGGGCGCGGGCCUCCUCUUGGCCACCUGUGCUGCCUACCUUGUGCUGUGCCUGCGAGGGACCCGGGCGGAGCAAGUUGUUCUCCUGGACACGACUACAGAGGCCAGCCUAGAGUGGACGCGGUACCCCUACGGACCUCAAGCCAACACUCCAGGCUGGGUGGAGGAAUCGUUCACCGACUUCGACAAGGGCAUUAACUGGAGGAGUUACGUGGUCUGCGACGUCGCCUACAGCAACGUCAACAAUUGGCUGUGGACGCCGUUCAUCGAGCGGGGCCCGGCCAACCGCAUGUACAUCGAGAUGAAGUUCACCAUCCGGGACUGCUCCCUCUUCCCGGGAAGUGCCCUCAGCUGCAAGGAGACCUUCAGUCUCCUCUAUUACGAAUUCGACGCGGCUACCAAGGAGCCUCCGCCGUGGGAGCCGGAGAGCUACAAGCUGAUCGGUCGCAUCGCAGCGGGCGAGGGCAGGUUCAACACGAACACGGAGGUGAUCAUCAACACGGAAGUCAAGUCCAUCCCCGUGACCAAGAAGGGGGUGUACUUUGCCUUUCGGGACCAAGGAGCGUGCAUCUCGAUCCUAGCCAUCAAGGUAUACUACAUAAGCUGCCCCGAAGUGUCGGUCAACUUCGCCCACUUCCCGGCCACCCCUACCGGGCGGGAAGUCGCCCUGAUCGAGCAGACCGUGGGCACCUGCGUGGCGAACGCCGUGAAGAUCAACCAGCCGACCUUCCUCUGCAAGGGCGACGGCAAGUGGUACCUCCCGUCCGGGGGCUGCCACUGCAAACCCGGCUACGAGGCGGAUAUCGACAAGCAACAGUGCAAUAAGUGCCCCAUGGGGAAGUUCAAGCACGAAGCCGGCUCCCAGACCUGCGACGCUUGUCCCGUCCACAGCACCGCACCCGAUUACGGGUUCACCGAAUGCAAGUGCGACGUGGGAUACUUCAGGGCUGAAAAGGACUCCAAGAAGAUGCCUUGCACCCAGCCACCUUCGGCCCCGCAGAACCUGACAGUCAAUUUCGUUGACCAAUCCACGGUUAUCUUGUCCUGGAACGCUCCGCACCAACUCGGGGGCAGGACGGACACGACCUACAGGGUCGUCUGCGAUGCCUGCAGCCUCGGAGUCAAGUACAUCCCCAACACUGAGAUCUUUGACGACACGAAGAUCACGAUAACCGGGCUCAACGCUGUGACGACCUAUCGGUUCCAAGUUUUCGCCGAAAAUGGAGUCUCCGCCUUGGCUGGGAGGUCCGAAUACGUCGAUAUUACUGUGACCACCGAAGCCAGCGUACCCAGCCUGGUCAGCAAUGUCCGGAUCACUAGUGUUAAGAGUUCGGAGCUCAGCAUCAGCUGGGAUGCACCCGUGACCGAUGUAGGGGGCGACAGCGACCUCGUUGAAAGAUACGAAGUCCGGUGUUAUCCAAGAUUCGAGGACGCCACCAAUGCAACUGUGAUACAAACUUCGGAUCUCUCUGCGACCUUCAAAGGGCUCAAACCGUCGACGGAUUAUGCCAUCCAAGUCAGGGCCAAGACCACCAGGGGUUGGGGUGAAUACACCCCCGUUGUCUUCAAGAAGACACCCCACGCGAUGGGACUAGACUACGUGGGCGAUGACGAUAACAUGCAGGUCAGGAUCAUUGCCGGGGCAAUAGUUGCCGUCGUCGUCUUGUUGGUGAUCAUCAUCAUAAUGACCGUCCUCUUCCUGAGAAGCAGAGCCUCGGAUGAGUGCAACAAGAAGCAGCCCAGUGACUGCGACACCUUGGAGUACAGGAAUGGUGAAGGACUAGUUGUGACCUACAUGCACUGCAAAAUGGACAGUUCACCGAUUGUGACAACCCACACCAACAACAAGAGCAAGUCCUCGCUGACGACGCCCCUCUUCACACCUGCAGUGGGGGUAGCUGCAGCCGGGGCUGCAGGUACGGGAGGUGCAGGUGCAAGAAGCUACGUGGACCCGCACACCUACGAAGACCCCAACCAGGCGGUGCGAGAAUUCGCCCGAGAAAUCGACGCUGGAUACAUUACGAUAGAAUCUAUCAUUGGUGGCGGGGAAUUCGGAGACGUGUGUAGAGGUAAACUGAAGCUUCCUCCUGACGGGAGGUCGGAGAUCGACGUGGCGAUCAAGACCCUGAAGCCAGGAUCGGCGGACAAGGCCCGCAACGACUUUCUGACGGAGGCCUCGAUAAUGGGCCAGUUCGAGCACCCCAAUGUGAUACUCCUGCAGGGCGUCGUCACCAAGAGCAACCCCGUGAUGAUCAUCACCGAGUACAUGGAGAACGGAAGCCUGGACACCUUCCUUCGGGCAAACGACGGCAAGUUCCAGGUACUCCAACUGGUCGGGAUGCUGCGGGGCAUCGCCAGCGGGAUGCAGUACCUCGCCGAGAUGAACUACGUCCACCGGGACCUGGCGGCAAGGAACGUCCUGGUGAACGAGGCUCUCGUCUGCAAGAUCGCCGACUUCGGGCUUAGCCGGGAAAUCGAGAGCGCCACGGAGGGAGCCUACACCACCAGGGGUGGCAAGAUCCCGGUACGAUGGACCGCACCGGAGGCCAUAGCUUUCCGCAAGUUCACCAGCGCCUCCGACGUCUGGAGCAUGGGCAUCGUCUGCUGGGAGGUGAUGUCCUACGGCGAGCGACCCUACUGGAACUGGUCCAACCAAGAUGUGAUAAAAUCGAUCGAGAAGGGCUACAGGCUCCCGGCGCCGAUGGACUGUCCCGAGGCGAUCUACCAGCUGAUGCUGGACUGCUGGCAAAAGGAGCGCACCCACCGACCCACGUUUGCCAACCUCACCCAGACUCUGGACAAGCUCAUCCGGAGUCCGGACACCUUGAGGAAGAUCGCGCAGAACAGGGGUACCAAUCCACUGGCGCCAGACGCGGUGGACUUGACGCAGCUGACUUCUGUCGGCGAGUGGCUGGCAUCGAUCAAGAUGUCGCGUUACGCUGAGAGUUUCGAGAGGGCGGGAGUGACGUCGCUGGAAAUGGCAGCACGAGUCACGGUGCAAGAAUUAACGGCCUUGGGAAUAACCCUUGUGGGUCACCAGAAGAAAAUCAUGAACAGCGUGACGGCGCUGCGGGCGCAGAUGUCAGCCACCUCGCAAGGCUUCCUCGUUUAGCUCCUCGCGUUUGCGUUCUCGAAGGACGAGCGAAUCAAGGACAAUUUAAUUACGUAGAAGCUCCUGGGAACUGAACGCGAUAGACGGGACGGGCAGUCCUCGAUGAAGGACCCCCAGCGAGGGUGGCGGACGCCAACCAAUGGCGGCACUCGGAGCCGCCGCGUUCUCGCGAAGGAUCGGCCAGUCGGCGCCACGAAUGGCCAGGGAAACUCGAGGCCGAGACUCGCACCUGGACGAGUCACCUGGGACCUUCCAAUCGAGGCGAUUCGCUUAAGUAGUUGCACAUAAAUGUCCCUACUGUGACAUUCCACCGGAAGUAGAGCAAAGAGGAAAGGGGGCGGGAGUCCCCUUCCCGAAACUUUGUUCUCGUUCCGAAACGCGCCACGAGACGGCGCUAGCGUCGCGGAGCUGACAAGAUCCAGAUCUCACGAGAGCUGAACAGUCCGCAGACGAAUAUAGGCUCGGUGUAUCUAGAAACGGAAAGGAACGGAAAGCGACUGGCUCCUUGUCGCGGUCGUUGAGAUUUAUGAAAGAUUAGUCAUUGGGCGACGAGGAGUUUAAGUUGCGUCUACACCAAUCGGUGACGUCCACUCGGGGCGCCAUCUUCCUUAGCGCCGACCAAUCAGCGGCUUCGGUUGCGCAGCGGAAUCCUAGCCCGAUAUCACUGCCGCUUACUUUAUGGGAAUUAAUCGCGAUGCGAAACCACCACGGAACGCGUCAACGAGCACGGCCUAAGAGACACUUCGAAUUGUCCAUCUUCUUCCGGCCUCGCGUCUUUUAAUUCACGAACCGCGAGAUACGCGUCACUAGAAACGACACUCGACGGUCCAAAAAGAUGCGCUUUGCUCAACGAACACCGCUUUUACCGACCGAAUAAUAAUUAACGGACAAGCAAUUAGAGAGAACGACGAACUCAAUUUGGAAAACUCGUCAUUCGGAAAUCGCGCGGCGGCACUUGUACAUAGAGUCUAUGCGUAACAAGACAGCGAAUAUUUUAUAAGAAUUAAAAUCAUGACGCUUAACCACCGCGCCUAGAGAAAUGCAAGGCGGAACAGCGGGACGAAGGAUCGCCGGUUUGCUUUCGCUAAAUCUGGGGAAUUAUUUGACGGUGAAAAUGCGUGAAGGGAUAGGGGAAACGAGUCGAAAUUUAUUUUGCAUUCGAUAUACGAAAGAGAACUUUAAAAGGGGAAAAAAGGGAGACAGAGACACGAGAUUCUUGCCUUUUUCUGUUACCUAUAUAAAGUAUAUAUAUUAUAUACACGGUCUAUAUAGGUACCUGUCGGUUAAUCGAAAAAGAAACAAAUUUUAAACGUGCCAAUGGGAGGGAUGGGGAGAAAGAAAGCGAGAGAGAGGAAAUGUGUGCGUGAUUAGUGUGACUGUGGAAAUAAGAGCGAGGAAGAGAGGUUAUAUCGACAUGCAGACCCACGAUGCGCUUCGUACUAUGUACAUGCUCUGGCCGAUCGUCAGCAUUAAAAAAAUCUUUAUAUACAUAUAUAUAUAUAUAUAUAUAUAUAUAUAUAUUAUACAUAUGAGGGGCAAUUUCAGUUUCGAACGAGAGGAACGACCUAAUGUAGGCAGGAGUCGGGUGUGCAAAAGGGCCGUGUACGAGCUCUCGUCCAGCCAAUCAGAAGCGACGAAUCGAAACACGGGUAAGCCACCUAAUGGCUGCGUACCCGCCAAAUUUAAAACGCGUCUCUCCGUCUCAUGGAAACAUAUCAACAGAUUUACGUAUUCUGAUGCGAGCAUCGCGAGAGUGUCUUCGGGACGGGCCGAAAAGCAAAUUCCGCGAUUAUCGAAAAGUCCCCUUAAUCGAUGUUUCCGAAAACGCGUUCCAAAACUGGGAAAUUCUACGAUGUUCCUAGGUGUACCGUAACAUCCUUCAAUGGGGUAAACAGAGACGGCCAUAACGCGACACGAAGCGAAAAGGUAUUUUCAAAAGUCGAAGAAAAGCGUUAAGAAGAAAAAAAAUGUACACUACCUUCUGUAAAAGCAGUACAGAAAUUGAACAAAGUUCGCUUUCGCAAACGCGCGUUGCGAUUCUUUGGGCGGUCCGUAAGACCCACGAAACUCCGUCUAACAGGUAGAAAUUGAUAGGAAUUUGCAAGGAAGAUCGAAACUACGGCACAAAAUCAAAGUUGAUGAGAACGCAUGCGUCUUGGUUGUCGGACGUCUCUCUUAGAAUGCGAUGAGAACCCAGCCCGAGUCAUUGUUGGGAAUUCCAUGUGAAAGCAAAGCUAAGUCUGAUUCUACUUUUAAAUAUAAGGGAGAUUCUAAAGGCUUUAAUUAUCGCGAUUACGGAAAAACGCAUUCGCCGUUAAAGAGACUUAUUUCCUUCUGUAACAACGCCUCGGUCACGCGGGAUUCCCCCGGACCGGACCAGAAUACGGCCAGAUUUUACGCAAAUUGAUUUAAUUACGCGCGGACUCGCUACGGGUAAUAAAUAGUAUUAAUGAUCGAAACCCCAGGAAAACCUUCCGAACACUAAACUCACCAUUGGAUUCGCACGCAUUAUUUAAGGUGGUUUACACAAACGUGUUGGGAUAUGCCCCGAGUAAUCGGACGUGUACGCCAUCUUGAGAAAUUCGUGCAAGGCAAACGCAUGAGAAGUAACUGGACAUAUUCGGGAAUCCCACUCUCGAUCGUUGUAAAAGAAAAAAGUCGUUGUAAUGUAACGUGGACCGUUGUUGCUGAAGCAAUGAAAUCGAUCGCAAUACUUGGAAGCUCUGUAAGGGCGAGAAAUAGAAAAGUAACGCGACAUCAGCAAACCCAGGGAAACUUGUCCAGAAUGGCCAGAGCUACCGAAAGCAGUGGGUUGCGAAAUCCGGGAAUCCCAUUCUUGGCCGUUGCAAAAGACUAGAUCCGGCUAAAUGCAAUAAGAGGACCGGAAAUACGAGAUAGACGCUGCUCUCGGAACAGCGACGAUUUAAGAAGCAAUAAACAACAUACACGCAAAUGCAGAUUUUUAUAUAGAGAAUGUUAACGAAUUUCAGAAGAUAUUAAUUAUCCAUAGCGCUAUCUUCCUAAAUGUUCGUAUUAAAGGUUAAAGUGGAUGAGACAAUGAGGGAGACGAUUACAUGAAGUCGAAGGGCAAUACGUUGCGGCGGAGGACGAAAAAGACAUGUUUAUAAGGGAGAAUAUUGAAAUUCAUUUACGUCUAGGGGCAGAACGCGCGAAUGUAGCUCGACAUUUUGAUUCCUGCUAGAAAUUCCUAACGUUUCACUUAUCCGAUGUUGCGCAACGUCCAAAUUGAAUUUAAACGCAAAGUUGCACCGGACCGUUGCGAUUAAUGACGCCGAUUCAAAAUUAUUAUUUACAUUUAACCCCGAUACUUCUUGGGUACAAGAAUAUUCCAUAACUUUUUGAAACUUUGGGAACCCCCGAAAGUGGAACUUAAAUACGUUCCGAAAUCAAAAUGUCGGAUUGCAAUCAGCCCUACGUGUCAUUUGGUUAACUCGUGUCUGCGUGAGCGUUUCCAAUUACGUCCUGAAAGAGCGAAACAAUCGAAUGGGGCUACCCUAAACGAAAGCCAAUCAAAAAUUCCGAAAUCCGAAUGUGCGACGUUAAGUGGAGGCGGGUUCUUGCAAAAAUCGACGGACAAAAAGCGCACGACGUUAUAGGGGAUUAAAUCGCACGAUGCCUCACAGUUUUUACUUAAUUCCUUAACAAUUAACGUCUCUGUACUACUAUUUAUUAAAGAAAGAACUUAUUUAUUGUUUAGAGAUCUGACUAAAUUAAAAGAACUUCUAAUUAUCAUAGGUUAUCUAUUUACCGAUAGCGCAGCGAGAGAGAGAGCGAGAGAAAGAGAGCGAGAGGAAGGUGGCGAGAAAAGGAAGGAGAAGCGUCGCUUCGUUAUUUUGGAGUUUUUCCAAAAAACUCCGUCGUGUAAAAAAUGGGGGGAUAGGGAGGUCGAAAUAUGGCGAGCGAGGAAAAUUCGUCGAGUCGAUAAGCAGCUAUAUCAUUAAUUAUUUAAGCGUUUAUCAGGCGACGUACGUGCGCGUUGUUUUAUUUUAUACUUUGUACGAUCCUCUUUUACAGCGAACUCUUUGCCAAAGUACCUGCUUUGAAGAGAAAGAAAACAAAAAAAGAGAUUAGUACGAAAUGUUUCACCGAAAAUGGACAACAGGUACCGUCCCGCAUUUUAAACGAAUAAACGUUAGUUAACGCGCGUUCACACUCAUUUACACAGAUACAAACGUCUAUCUGGCCAACUCAAGCCAAGCUGAGUUCUUCAUUGGUUGUAAGUGAAUCGCCUCCGUGUGUUUUCAAUUUACUGUAUAAAAUCGAAGUAAUAAACUGCAAGUGAUGUAAGCAGAGAGGAACUGCCGACAAAUUUUGGGAUGUGUCUAAAACAUUUUUCCUAUGGUGUUAUCAAGACGAUGUUGAAUGUACAUAAGAUAUAAUAAAUAACACAUAUUAUACGAUGUAUAGUA
Orussus abietinus is the source of this 7544-nucleotide messenger RNA. RefSeq names its product ephrin type-B receptor 1-B (gene Eph). The coding region runs from base 1 to 3114 and encodes 1037 amino acids. Gene Ontology annotation, molecular function: protein binding; ATP binding; transmembrane-ephrin receptor activity. The record is from RefSeq and is a predicted model, not a curated record. Lineage: Eukaryota; Metazoa; Arthropoda; Insecta; Hymenoptera; Orussidae. Gene Ontology annotation, cellular component: neuron projection; plasma membrane. The transcript has 15 exons. Gene Ontology annotation, biological process: axon guidance; protein phosphorylation; cell surface receptor protein tyrosine kinase signaling pathway.